AAAAGCUAUCCCAAUAAGUUUUUGUUUUGCACAAACAUUCAGAUUAUUCAUCCAAAAGCUUUUCCUAAACAUUCAGACUCGUUCUGAUCAUUCUCUUUCUCUCUGUUUUUUUUUUCUUUUAUUCCUUUCAUCCGUUCAAUUACAGGACCUAAAAUCUCAUAUUCAUGACUUCUCAAGAGAAAGGUCGGCCAUUGCCGAAAUUCGGGGAGUGGGAUGUAAACAAUCCAGCCUCGGCAGAUGGAUUCACUGUCAUAUUUGCAAAGGCUAGGGAUGACAAAAAAGCCGAUGGCACCGCGGCACCAACACAAGCGCCCAGGAAUGACUAUACUUACGGACAAUCUAAUCCUUAUCAGCAAGAACCCAAGAAAAAAUGGUUUUGCUGUUUCUGAAACCAGAAUGCUUCUGUGGCUGUGAGUGAAGAGACUUAAGAUCAUAUUGAAGUUCAAGUCUGCCAGUCUAGUUACAGAGGUGGGAAACUGUGUGCUGCUGCUGCUGCUUCUGUUUCUAUAUUCGUCUAUAAGGUUUCUUAAAAGUCUCUCUACUGUCCCGAAUAUGUAUUUAGGGGAAGCGCUGACCAACUAUCACAAACACGCUAAUGUAUUGUGCUCAACGACAACCUUAGUCACUCUGUCGAUUUAUAUCACCUCUCUAAUUGAACAUGGCCUCUAGAUUGAAUGAUAUAUCUUCUUUUGUGCUGUGCUCAGAGCAUAUAGCUGCUGUUUUCACUAUGUGCUUCUACAAUUAGGAUAUUUAAACUUGCUCCAGCUAUAUGGAUUAUGUAUGUUGUACAUUUUGAGGUAUUUGCCUUUUUAGUCCA
This is a messenger RNA of Nicotiana tabacum (common tobacco), 817 nucleotides long. The record is from RefSeq and is a predicted model, not a curated record. NCBI's taxonomy places the organism in Eukaryota, Viridiplantae, Streptophyta, Magnoliopsida, Solanales, Solanaceae.